AUGAACCCAAUGACGAAUAUGAGAAAUGUGAAAAAACUGAGUGAACAAAAAUUGCAAAGUCUACCUAAAAUUUCUUAGCAUGAUUAAUAUAAAUCAAAUGCAUGGAUAUUUGUUGGCAGUUCACCAUAUGACCUUUCUGAAGGAGACAUUAUAGCUAUAUUUUCUCAAAAAAUUACCAACUUAAAUUUAGUACGUGAUAAAGACACAGAAAAACAAAAAGGAUUUUGUUUUGUAUGCUAUGAAGACCAAAGAAGUACAAUAUUGGCAGUAGAUAAUUUCAACGAUACGCGAGUUCUAAGUCGUAUAUUACGUGUUGAUCAUGUUAAAGAUUAUAAAGCAUCAAAAAGUUCAGAACCUACCCGUAAGAUUAAAAUUCAAAGAGGUAUUAAAUAG
Messenger RNA from Sipha flava (yellow sugarcane aphid), 393 nucleotides. RefSeq names its product RNA-binding motif protein, X-linked 2-like. The transcript is spliced from 3 exons. Gene Ontology annotation, biological process: mRNA splicing, via spliceosome. Gene Ontology annotation, cellular component: catalytic step 2 spliceosome; U2 snRNP; precatalytic spliceosome. Gene Ontology annotation, molecular function: RNA binding. The record is from RefSeq and is a predicted model, not a curated record. NCBI's taxonomy places the organism in Eukaryota, Metazoa, Arthropoda, Insecta, Hemiptera, Aphididae.